AUGGAGUUGGUGGAUCUUCCAACAAUUGGAGGUAAGUUUACUUGGUUCAAAAGCAACGGGAAGGCUAUGAGUAGGCUCGAUAGAUUUUUAUUAUCGGAGUGCUUCAUAGACGACAUUAAGGUGGAAGCUCAAUAUAUAGGAGAGAGGGAUGUGUCGGAUCAUGCUCCGAUUUGGUUGAAAAACAAUAGAAAGGAUUGGGGUCCUAAGCCUUUUAAGUUUAACAACUUAUGGCUAAAUCAUGAGGAGUUCGAUAAUUUUGUCGAAGAGGAGUGGAAUAAACUAGUAGUUAAAGGGAGAGGGGACUAUUGCUUGGUUGAAAAGUUGAAAAUCCUUAAAAGUCGGAUCUCUUGGUGGAAUAAAACGGUUUAUGGUUGGAUUGACCUCAGGAUUGACAAAGACGUGAAAGAGAUGCAUUCUUUAGAUAACUUGUUUGUUCAUUUUGCAGGUAACGCUCCGGAAGAGGUGGUUGAGAAAAGGUUGAAAGUAGUGGAGGAUUUUUGGUCUAACCUAAACAAAAAAGAAGGGCUCCUUAGAUUAAAGUCGAGACAACUUUGGCUCACCGAGGGGGACGAUAACACACGUUUUUUUCAUAAUUCCUUAAAGGAUAGAAGAAGAAGGAAUUCUUUAUGUACCAUGGAGACUAGGGGUGGUAGAGUAGAAGAGGUUAAGGAUAUUAAAGAUUAUACUUUCAAGCACUUUGAAGGAUUUUUUAAAGAAGAGGUUUGUACUAGACCGGAACCGCAUGGAAUUGACUUGAAAGUGCUACCUCUAGGGAAUUCUUUGGAACUUGAAAAACCAUUUUCCGAGGAAGAGGUCAAGGAUGCUAUUUGGUAG
Messenger RNA from Vicia villosa (hairy vetch), 834 nucleotides. RefSeq lists its product as uncharacterized. The transcript has a single exon. The record is from RefSeq and is a predicted model, not a curated record. NCBI's taxonomy places the organism in Eukaryota, Viridiplantae, Streptophyta, Magnoliopsida, Fabales, Fabaceae. The coding region runs from base 1 to 834 and encodes 277 amino acids.